This is a messenger RNA of Sarcophilus harrisii (Tasmanian devil), 5412 nucleotides long. It is a transcript of the gene VWA5B2, whose product is annotated as von Willebrand factor A domain containing 5B2. The record is from RefSeq and is a predicted model, not a curated record. The transcript is spliced from 18 exons. The coding region runs from base 1195 to 5229 and encodes 1344 amino acids. Lineage: Eukaryota; Metazoa; Chordata; Mammalia; Dasyuromorphia; Dasyuridae.
CGAGCGCUGCAGGAAUAGAAAGGGAGAGAGAGGGACCGGGGCCAGGGAGUCGGAGCCGCCCCGCGGGAGAGCAGCUGCAGCCCGGAGAGAGCGGGCGGGCGGGCAGAGCACCAGGUGAUGGGGAGGCGGCCGGGGAAGGCCCGGGGGGCGCGGAGGAGACGCGGAGGUAGAAGGGGCAAGGCUGGCGAGGCAGGGCAAGCACGGGCUGGGGGCAGCCGGCCCGGACUCCCCGCACCCGGGGCUUCUCUGAGGGCUCUCCGGGACGCGGAGCGGGGGAGGGGUGCCCCCAUCAGUUCUGGGUCUCCUGGCCGCGUCCACACUGUCUCCUCCCCGGGUCCUCCAUCAGUUCUGGGUGUCCUGGCCGCGGAGCGGGGGAGGGCGUCCACAGUGUCUCCUCCCCGGGUCCCCCGUCAGUUCUGGGUCUCCUGGCCGCGUCCACACUGUCUCCUCCCUGGGUCCCCCGUCAGUUCUGGGUCUCCUGGCCGCUAAGCCGGGGAGAGCGUCCACACUUGUCUCCUCUCCGGAUCUCCCCACCAGCUCUUGGCUGCGGAGCGGAGGAGGGGCGCCCCCGUCAGCUCUGGGUCCCCCAUCAGCUCUGGGUCUCCUGGCCGCGUCUACACUAUCUCCGGGUCCCCCAUCAGCUCUGGGUCUCCUGCCCGGCCCCCUGUCACUCCGGGGCCCCCUAUAAGCUCUGGCUCUCCUGGGCGCGGAGCGUCCACAGUCUCUACAGGGUCCCCCAUCGUGUGCCGCGGGGCAGCGCAUCGGUCCCCUGGAACCCUAGACCCGGUCGGCACCCAGCCCGCUUUCCCACUCAGGCAGCCCCAAGGCAACAAUGAAGGGAGCCGCCCCUCCCUCCUUUCUUCCCACCUUCUUCCCUUCCCUUCGCGCGGCGGCGGGACCGGGGCUGGGAGCCUCUGCUUGGGAGGCUCGGAGGCCGGAGGACCAGAGCCGCUGAUUCUGGGCGCCUCCGUCCAGCCCCGGGCCAGUGUGGGCCGGUUGUCUGCAGCCCCAUUAAGCCUCCCCCCUUUCAGCAGCUGGCAGCUGCUUGGAAGCCCCGAGGCCGGCAGGGGCAGGGCGGGGUUGGAGCCCUGAAGGCAGUUGCAGGGGACCCCCCCUUCCCCCCCAGCCCUUGUGGCCUUCCCUCCCUGCCCCCUCUGGCUAAUCAGUAACCCUGCGCGCCCUGGUUACCAGGAGAUGUCUGGGGCCUCUCACAGUUCCCAAGGUAAUGGGGGGAGCCCAGGUAAGCAGAUGCUGCUCACCUGCCGCUGUUGCCUCCAGCCCAUGGAGAUGGUGGAAACACCUGGGCCCCACCUUCUGGCAGCUUGGAGGAAGUGGCUCCCAUCAGGCCCCGGGACAGCUUCCUCACACAAACCCCUGAGCACCUCCCCCCUGCUCCGGGGUGCACCCUCACCAAGCUUCCCCCCCACAGCCUCCCAGAGCGGGCCAGGUAGCAGGGGCAUCAUGCCCGGCCUGUACUGUCCGGCCACCUGGACUCCUCUGCCCCUCAAGGACUCCUGGGUCCGGGCCUGUGCCAACGGCCCCUGCCUGGGCCUCCAUGCCCGCCUCACCUACCACAACCCAGCACCAGAAGCUGUGGAAGGGGUGUUUGUGUAUCCGCUGGCCGAGGCCGAGGCCGAAGUGGUGUCGGGCUUCGAGGCCGAGGCGGCCGGGAGGAGGGUCUCCUUCCAGCUGCAGAGCCGCCGCUGGAGCCCCAGCGAGCCCUGCUGCAGGGAGCUGCGUCCGGAGGCCGGCCUGCCCCGCCGCUGUGCCCAGGGUCACCUGGUUCUCGACCCAGCCCAGGCUCGCUCCACGCUGGUGCUGCCCACGGGCCUCAUCGCCUCCGAGGGGACGGUCACCGUGUGGCUGAGGAGCAGCCGUGAGCUCCCCACGAGGCCGGACGGGGCCAUCCGGGUGGCCCUGCCCUCCAUCCUCACCCCCCUGGCCCAGUCCAGCCCAGCCAGACCCUCUGGCCUCUGUGACGACAGCCCCACCAGCUGCUUCGGGGUGGGCACCCCUGAGGAGGAGGAGCCCCCCCUGCAAGACUCGGCAGCCCCCAGGGACAUGUUCUGCGGCCCUGCCCGGUGCCCGGGGCCCUACACCUUCUCCUUUGAGAUGCUGGUGACCGGACCGUGCCUCCUGGCGGGCCUGGAGAGUCCCUCCCAUGCCCUCCGAGCAGACGCCCCCCCUCAUGCCAGUUCUGCCGCCACCAUCUGCAUCACUCUGGCUGAGGGGCACCCCUGUGACCGGGCCCUGGAAAUCCUGCUGCACCCCAGCGAGCCCCACCGGCCCCACCUGACGCUGGAGGCGGGCGGGCUGAGCGCGGCCCAGUACGAGGCCCGAGUGAGGAGCCGCAGGGACUUCCAGCGCCUCCUCCGAAAAGACAGUGAUGGGGACCGUCAGGUGUGGUUCCUGCAGCGCCGAUUCCACAAGGACAUCCUCCUGAACCCAGUGCUGGUGCUGAGCUUCUGCCCAGAUCUCAGCGCGGGGUCCCCGGACCCGGCCUCGGCCACCAGGGAGUGUCUCUUCUUAGUGGACAGCCAUGGGGCCACUUACAAGGACGCCCUGCUCCUGGCGCUGAAGUCUCUGCCCCCCCAGACGUUCCUCAACAUUGCUACGUUUGGCUCGUCCGUGCGCCCGCUCUUCCCUGGCAGCCAGCCCUGCAACGAUCACACCCUGCAGCUGGCCUGUGAGGGCGUCGAGGCCCUGAAGGCGGGAUGGGAGAGGCCGGACGUGCUGGCGGGGCUCCGCUGGGCCCUGGAGCAGCCGGCCCACCGAGGGCACCCCCGGCAGCUCUUUGUGCUCACUGCCGCCGCUCCCCCCGCCCCGGCUGCCCAGGAGGCCCUGGAGCUCAUGAGGCGCCAUGGGGGCACGGCCAGGUGCUUCUCCUUUGGGCUGGACCCCGCCUGCCGCCAGCUGCUCCGGGGGCUGUCCGCCCUCAGUCGGGGUCAUGCGUACUUCCUGGCCCCUGGGGAGAGGUUGCAGCCCUUGCUCCUGCGGGCACUUCGGACCGCCCUGGAGCCAGCCCUGAGCGACAUUUCUGUGGACUGGUUCAUGCCGGACUCCGUGGAGGCCAUGUUGACCCCCCGGGAGAUCCCCACACUCUACCCAGGAGACCGACUGAUCGGCUACUGCUCCCUCUUCCGAGUGGAAGGCUUCCGGCCCCGCCCGCCCGCGGGUCAAGAGCCGGGCUGGAGGAGCUUGGGGGGCUCUGUGUUCCCAUCGCCAGAGGAGCCGUCAGCCACCAGCCUGGGCACUGAGCCCACAGACCCAGCGGGGACGGGCACGGCCUCCAGCCACUGUGGGCCUGGCGACUCGGAGAGGAGCGAGUGGGGGGGGGAAGGGCCCCAGGAGCCAGGCAAGGACCAGCUGGGGGGCUCCUCCGCCACACUCCCAGCGGGCGCUGAGCCCCCCGCGGAUCCCGCCACUGACCCCGGGCCAGACCCCCCCUCGGAGGCCGCCCUCUGGAGACGGAUAUUCCAUUCCUCCUACAUCCGGGAGCAGUACGUCCUGACGCGCUGUUCCACCAGCCCCGAGCCAAGCCCCGCGUCCCCGGGCAGCAGCGAGUCCCCGGGGUCCUGGGGUCCCGGCUCCCCUGACCACAGCGCCCCCCCGGCGGUCCCCUCUCAGCGGGGCCACCGGAGCCUGGCCUGGGGAGACCCCGCCGCCGCCAGCCACUCCUGCCCGCUGCCGCUGUCGGGCCCCUUCACGGCUCCACCCCUCGCCCCGCAGAGGCCGGGCCAGCCUCCCAAAACGGCUUUCGCCGGGCGCAGCCUCUCAACGCCCCAGGGCGGGAAAGACCCCGUCCCCCAGCCCCGGAGGAAUCGGUCCCUGGGCGGACAGCUGGAGAACGCGAGCCCGGAGCAGAGGCAGCAGCUCCGCAGAAGCCUCGAUGACUCGGGAAACCUGCUCUCACCGACACCCCUGGACUGGGACAUGCUGGUGGAGCCCCCCUUCAUGUUUGCCCCGUCCCCGUCUGCAGAGGAGUCUGCCCCCUCCCCCACAGGCCCGCCUCCGCCCCCCCCACCCCAGCCCCCACGGUGUCACGUGGCGGUGAGGGCCCUGCAGGACGGGCGGCCCGUGUGCUGGGAGGUGGGUGCUGGCUUGGAGCCCUUCCUGGGGCCCUCGGAAGAUCCCCCGCCGCCCUCCCCCCAGGGGGGAGAAGCUUGGGACCAAACUCUGCACCGGCUGACGGCGGCCUCGGUGGUCCGGGACAACGAGCAGCUGGCCCUGCAGGGGGCGGAGCCCGGCCCCAUCCGCCGCUUCCGGCUCAGAGCCCUGCAGACCAGCAAAGCCACGGCGGCCGCUUCCCUCUUCACCUGCCCCGUGGCUGUGGACGCGGUCACGCGCGAGGCCCUCCCGGGGGCCCUCCGAGUUCACAGCUCAGGUAGCGCCCCCUCCGCCAGCUGCUUUCCGCGGCCCGGAGCCGUGGGGGCCGCACUCCACGCCCCGGCCUCUCCUCUCUCCCCAGAGCCAGCGCCGGCCCCCCGGGCGGAGAGCGCCGAGGACUCCGGGCAGCCUGCGGGGCUCGAGGACAGCGCCUCGGCCAGCUCGCGGGACUCUGAGACCAGCGCCGGCUCAAGGCUCAGCUGGAGGAGGUUUGGUUCUGGCCGAAGACUCUACACCCCGGAGCCUGACGGGAGGUCGGUGGCGGAGGGCGCCAAGGACCGCAGGGACCACGACUACCUCCCGCUGGUGCGGCUGCAGGAGGCCGCGGGCUCCUUCCGCUUGGACGGCCCCUUCUGCGCAGCGGUGCAGAUCCCCCACGAGAGGCUGUGCAGGGCCUCGCCCUUCCCGGUGCACCGGGCCACCCUGAGCCCGGCCUCUGCCUCCUCCCCGUGGGCUCUCCUGGGCCCGGGCGCCGGCGGCUCGGCUUCGGGCAGCCAGUCCCCCAGCAGUGGCUCGGAGGGCCCAGGCCAGGUGGACAGCGGGCACGGCUCCGACACCGAAGCCUCCGAGGGGGCCGAGGGCCCCGGGGUCCCUGACCUGCGGGGCCGCGGCUGGGCCACGGCGGUGGCCCUGGCCUGGCUGGAGCACCGCUGCACCGGCACCUUCGGGGAGUGGGAGCUGGUGGCGGCCAAGGCGGACGGCUGGCUCAGGGCCCAGCGCCUGCCCGACGGCCUGGACCUGGCCGCCCUCAAGGCCGCAGCCCGAGGCCUCUUCCUGCUCCUGCGCCACUGGGAUCAGAACCUCCAGCUGCGCCUGCUGUGCUACAGCCCCGCCAACGUCUGAGGGCCCGGGGCUGGGGGCUGGGCGGGUGCCCUCCCCUCCUGCCUCUCCCACCUCCUCCACUCUGCCACAGAAAGUGCCUGCUCUCCUCCCCCUCCCCCUCCCCUUCCCUCUAAGCCACCAGAGCCACCUCUGAGGGCCUGGGGGGCUGAUCUAGGAGGGCCCGCCCUCUAAGGCGGCUGCAAU